GUUGGACGCGAUUGUGACGCAGGCGUGACGCGGGCGUAACCGCUCCCGAGGCGCUCGCGCUGCCCCUGCCGCGCUCUGAGGCAGUCGUAGCUCGGCCCGUAUCACCAGGCCCGGGCCACCCCCAGGCUUCUGCCGCCCGCUGCCCGCCAUGGACGACUACUCGGUCCUGUCGGACACCGAGCUGGCUGCCGUGCUGCGCCAGUACAACAUCCCGCACGGGCCCGUCGUGGGUUCUACUCGCAAGCUCUACGAAAAGAAAAUCUUCGAGUAUGAGACUCAGAGGCGGAGGCUCUCGCCCCCGAGCUCGUCCGCAUCCUGUCUCUCCUAUCGGUUCUCGGACUUAGAUUCAGCGUCCGUGGACUCGGAUAUGUACGAUCUGCCCAAGAAAGAGGACGCCUUACUUUACCAGAGCAAGGGUGGGGACACCGUUGCUCGCUCUGCUACCGCUGCCCCCCCUCCCCAAGGCUGUAACGAUGACUACUACGAGGAGAGUUACUUGACCACCAGGACUUACGGGGAGCCCGAGUCUGUGGGCACAUCCAGGGCCUUCCGCCAGCCCUCGGCUUCACUCUCAGAUGCUGACACCUUUCACCACCAGGUUUGCGAUGACAAUCUUUUCUCUUCUGAAGAGGAGGGCAAGGACAGGCCUUCCUGGCCUAUCUGCUCCCCUCUUUGCCUCAGGGAACGCCCCGUGUAUGGCCGGGACAGUGCCUACCAGAGCAUCGCACACUACCGCCCUGUUUCCAACGUCUCCAGAAGCUCCCUGGGCCUGUCCUAUUACCCCACCUCCUCCUCCACCUCUGCCGUGUCCUCAUCUUCAUCUCCUCCUCCUUCGUGGCUCGCCCGCCGUGCCAUCCGGCCAGAAAAGCAGGCCCCUGGGGCUGGUCUGGGCCAGGAUCGCCAGGUCCCACUCUGGGCCCAGAUGCUCCUGUUCCUGGUCUUUGCUGCCUUCCUGCUUUUUGUUUACUACUCCAUGCAGGCCGAGGAUAGCAACCCCUUCCGGGCGGAGCCCUGAGGGUCUGGCUUUGUGUCUUGGGGCCAGCUGCUCUUGGAAGUCCUGGCUGACUGCCUUAGCAGCGUUUUCUGGGGGAGGAGGGGGGUUGGGGCUUUUCUGUGUGUUCUUGCUUGGGGGUACUGGAACAGGGGCAAUGUUUGCUUCCCCUGCCUUGUCCUGCCAGGGAGGCAGCAGGCCUGGGCCCUCUGCAGCAUGGUGGGCCUGGGCAGGUGUUCCUCUGGAGCCUCCUGGCCCUACUUGCCUCUGACCCUUAGGGCCUAGGAGGGCAAGACCCUUCUCCUGGAGAGGAGAACGUGGUUGUCGUCAUUGCAUGCCUCCUGUUCAUUGCCACCUCAGUGGGGGGAAUUAACCAAAGGCCGCCCUUUGUUUUCGUGGACAAUAAAAAGACCGUUUAUUUUUAA
Molecule: messenger RNA, 1416 nt
Organism: Physeter macrocephalus (sperm whale)
Lineage: Eukaryota; Metazoa; Chordata; Mammalia; Artiodactyla; Physeteridae
Gene: EMD
Product: emerin
Exons: 6
Coding region: 149-1015 (288 amino acids)
Biological process (GO): negative regulation of canonical Wnt signaling pathway
Cellular component (GO): spindle; nuclear envelope; nuclear inner membrane
Molecular function (GO): cadherin binding; beta-tubulin binding; actin binding
Source: RefSeq, a predicted model, not a curated record